Molecule: messenger RNA, 1509 nt
Organism: Anopheles coluzzii
Lineage: Eukaryota; Metazoa; Arthropoda; Insecta; Diptera; Culicidae
Product: allatotropins-like
Exons: 3
Coding region: 147-698 (183 amino acids)
Source: RefSeq, a predicted model, not a curated record
AAAUUUCCAAUAAAGCAUAACGAACUGCAUAACAGAAUCAACAGGAACAAAGCACACAGCAAAAAAGUGCAUUCCACUUUUACCCAGCGACAACACGCCCAACAGUAACUCCCGGUGCUCAUACUUCAACCUCAAACAACACCAAAAUGGAGAUCAUGAAAAUAUCCAUCUACAAGCUGCUGCUGUUCGUCAUCCUCUCAACGGUGAUGCUGUGCUGUCACACGUCCGAGGCUGGACCGGCCCGCCAGCUGGCCAGCCUGGCCGCGAGAGCCUCCAAGAUCCCGCGCUCGAUACGGGCGCCCUUCCGCAACUCGGAAAUGAUGACGGCACGAGGCUUCGGCAAGCGCCGGGCUCCGAUUGGCGUAAGCUUCGGCAGUGGCCGGCCAGCACACCACAGCCUGGCAGCGGGCGACGCUGAGUCAGCACCAUGGGCCGAGGAAAAGCACGACAUCAGCAAGCUGAUGGAGGAUCUGGCGAGCGUCGAUCAGAACGAUCCCCAGCAGCAACUGAUCGGAGGAGAUCAGGAGAACAGCUUCCCGCUGGAGUGGUUUGCGAACGAAAUGUCCACCAAUCCGACCCUGGCCAAAUCGAUUCUGCAACGUUUCGUCGACACCAAUCGCGACGGGCUGCUGGAAACGGGCGAGCUGAUGCCGGGCGCGGGAGCGAACGGUAACGAGCUUGGGUCUGAGCUGUUCUAAGAAACGUCUCUCCUCUUCAAAAGCACACCCAAAGCAAAGUCAUUAAAGGAUGGCGUCGUCUGGUAGUGGCUUGAACGUGUUUAGACUGGAGUCUGGAGGGCAUGGACAAAAGGGCACACCAGCAGGACACUUUCUCUGGACGCUACACAGUUAUCUACAUCUCUCCGCCACUCAACCAUCGAUUCCUGCACAAGCAACCCGUUUCUUUCAAAUCCAAAUGAGGCUGGCAUUACUCGAAUUUCCCCCCGAUCUACAACUAUAUAAACAUCUAUUUGAUUUAUUGCAAACAAAAAGACUCCAAGAGCAUAUAAACUAUACACGAAAUCUUUGAAAAAGAUUAAAAUCAAAUGAUCCUCCUCAUCUCCUUCUCUCUCUCUCUCUCUCUUACACUCCUAGAGGUAAAGCAACAGAGCGGCACUACAAUGCACGACAACACGCCAAAGCGCCGGAAAGCGCCACCAAUAAUGGCUGGGUAUUGGGUGUUGCGCUUUCCGGCGUUUUCCCCGCAGUUGUCUUGUUUGAUUCUUUCGUUUGUACAAAACGUUUGUCACAAUCUUCGUUGUUUGCGCGUUUUUGUUAGCUGAAAUACACACUGGCUGGUGGUGUGGUGUGGUGUGUAAUACAUUUGCCUAUGUUUUGUAGCAUACACUAGUCGGUAAGAAGAAGCCAACCAAGGCGACAUUACUUUAGCGCACAAAUAAGAAAGGAAAAGGAAGUAAGAAUUCUAAUUGAAAGAGAGAAAAACUACACAAACACAAACCAAAUCUUACGCACCCGUUUAGUGUGAAUAUGUGUAAAGUGGGGAAGUGGU